AUCGCGCUGCGGAGGAUGCCCUCCAUCCGCCAGACGCUGCAGGAGAUGGGGGUGAAGGUGUGGGAGGUGUUCCCGGAGCUGCGCCAGGGCAGACGCGGCGCCGGGGCCGGUCCCAGGAACGGGACGGCUCCCACCCUCCUCACCAACUACCUGGACACCCAGUAUUUCGGCGAGAUCAGCAUCGGGACCCCGGCACAGACCUUCAAGGUGGUCUUUGACACGGGCUCAGCCAACCUGUGGGUGCCGUCCUACAAGUGCUCCCCCCUCUACAGCGCCUGUGUCUCCCACAGCCGCUACGACUCCUCCAAGUCCCGGACCUACAUCUCCAACGGCACCGGCUUCGCCAUCCGCUACGGCACCGGCAGCGUCAAGGGCUUCCUGAGCCAGGACAUCGUCAUGGUGUCAGACAUUCCCAUCAUCCAGGUGUUCGCCGAGGCCACGGCGCUCCCCGCCUUCCCCUUCAUCUUCGCCAGGUUUGACGGGGUGCUGGGGAUGGGCUUCCCCAGCCAGGCCAUCGACGGCAUCACCCCCGUCUUCGACAGGAUCCUGGCCCAGCAGAUCCUCAAGGAGGACGUGUUUUCCGUCUACUACAGCCGAGCCUCCAAGAAUGCUCCUCUGAAACCCGGGGGGGAGAUAAUCCUGGGAGGCAGCGACCCAGCCUAUUACACCGGGGACUUCCACUACCUGAACGUCAGCAGGAGCGGCUACUGGCAGAUCAGCAUGAAGGGGGUGUCUGUAGGGGCUGAAAUCCUGUUCUGCAAGGAAGGCUGCUCGGUGGCCGUGGACACAGGGGCCUCCUACAUCACCGGCCCCGCCGGGCCCGUGUCCGUGCUCAUGAAAGCCAUCGGGGCAGCCGAAAUGGCCGAGGGAGAGUACGUGGUGGACUGUGACCAGGUGCCUCAGCUGCCCAACAUCUCCUUCCACCUGGGCGGGAAGGUCUACGCGCUCAGUGGCUCAGCCUACGUCCUGCGGCAAUCCCAGUACGGGGAGGACAUCUGUGUGGUGGCUUUCUCAGGGCUGGACAUCCCACCCCCAGCUGGCCCCCUCUGGAUCCUGGGUGCCAGCUUCAUCGGGCACUACUACACCAAAUUCGACCGGCGCAACAACCGCAUCGGCUUUGCCACGGCCCGCUGACCCCGGGGGGCCGGGAGAGGGUGGGGGGAACCAGCCUGCAGGGCAGGAGAACCACCAGGAGGCAGCGACUUGAAGUGCAAAAGGGAACAGCAGCUCCCUUCCAGCUCAGCCACCUCCUCUCCCUUCGCUCAAGCAACUGCAAGCCUCGCCUUCUCCCACUCCCAAACCCCCGCGCUGCUUCCCGGGAGCCUCUGCUGCCAGGGGAGGGCUGAGCCUGGCACGCAUCUCCCGGGGAGUGUUCAGCCUGGGAGCCCAAGCGGGAUCCUGCGUCCGGAGCUGCUCCUCCAGGGACUGUUAGGGUGAUGUGCAGUAGUACAGCCAGCACACAGGGAACUGCCGCUGGCGUGGAGGGGCUCGCAGGCUGAGCAGGGACCACCUGCUACAGUCCGUGUGAUUCUUUAAUUGGAAGGAAAAUAAUCUGUGUUUUAAUGAUAGUUUUAGCUGGUGUUAAAACUCCUACCCCUCCCCGUGACUUUGGUAUUAAACAACUUCGAGCAAGAGGACGCUGAGGGGAGGUCUGUUCUUGCAGAGGGGAGAGGUCAGGCACCUCUAUGAAGGGAACUGGACAGCAAAUGUUCCCCUGCCAGGACCCACCGCUGCAUUUUUGUCCUUCCAUUUCCUAGGAGUGCAACACCCUCCCAGCCACUGCCACAGCAGCCACCUGUAGGCAAAUCAGGGUUUUUUUCCAACAGCAAACAAGCUCUUUCUGCAGGAGAUGAGAUGCUGUGUGGGCUUCUCAAGCCUCAACCUGCCUUCCCAGGGGGAAAUCAGGACCACUGGUUGCACCCCUAGGGACAGGGACAGGGCUGGACAUGGCUCUUUGGUCUAUGUCCCACCAGGAAGGUGGCUCUGGCUCCGUG
This is a messenger RNA of Myiozetetes cayanensis, 1994 nucleotides long. RefSeq names its product renin (gene REN). The transcript is spliced from 9 exons. Lineage: Eukaryota; Metazoa; Chordata; Aves; Passeriformes; Tyrannidae. Bases 16 to 1134 code for a protein of 372 amino acids. The record is from RefSeq and is a predicted model, not a curated record. Gene Ontology annotation, biological process: angiotensin maturation. Gene Ontology annotation, molecular function: aspartic-type endopeptidase activity.